GGAGCGCGCAGCCCUUGCGGCCCGGGAGCGGAGCGCGCCCACCGGGGACGCUGCCUGGCUGCGAGUCGGCCGAGCGCCUCUGGCCCGAGAUGAUGCUCCUCAGCCCCUGGUCGGGCCCGGGGAGGGCUCGGGGGCGGCCGUCGGGGUCUCCCCGCCGUGGGCUCUCGCCGCCCUGGAGCCCCGCCUGGAUUUGCUGCUGGGCGCUCGCCGGGUGCCGGGCGGCCUGGGCUGGGGACCUGGCCGCCGCCGCCAGCCGCCCGCUGCCUCCUUGCCAGGAGAGAGAUUACCACUUUGAAUAUACAGAAUGUGAUAGCAGUGGCUCCAGGUGGAGGGUUGCCAUUCCGAAUUCUGCGGUGGACUGCUCAGGCCUGCCGGACCCUGUGAGAGGCAAAGAAUGCACUUUCUCCUGUGCAUCUGGAGAGUACCUAGAAAUGAAGAACCAGGUAUGCAGUAAAUGUGGCGAAGGCACCUACUCCUUGGGCAGUGGCAUCAAAUUUGAUGAGUGGGAUGAAUUGCCAGCCGGAUUUUCCAACGUUGCAACUUUCAUGGACACUGUGGUUGGCCCUUCUGAUAGUAGGCCAGUCGGCUGUAACAACUCUUCUUGGAUCCCUCGUGGGAAUUACAUCGAGUCAAAUCGUGAUGACUGCACAGUGUCACUGAUUUAUGCUGUGCACCUCAAGAAGUCAGGCUAUGUCUUCUUUGAGUACCAAUAUGUUGAUAACAACAUCUUCUUUGAAUUCUUUAUUCAAAAUGACCAGUGCCAGGAGAUGGACAGCACUGCUGACAAGUGGGUGAAGCUCACGGAUAGUGGAGAAUGGGGCUCUCGUUCUGUAAUGCUGAAAUCAGGCACAAACAUAUUAUACUGGAGAACUACUGGCAUCCUUAUGGGAUCUAAGGCAGUCAAGCCAGUGUUGGUAAAAAAUAUCACAAUUGAAGGGGUGGCAUACACAUCAGAAUGCUUUCCAUGCAAGCCAGGCACCUUUAGCAACAAGCCAGGUUCCUUCAACUGCCAAAUUUGUCCCAGAAACACUUAUUCUGAGAAAGGAGCCAAAGAAUGCAUAAAGUGUGCCGAGGACUCCCAGUUCUCAGAGGAAGGAUCUGCAGAGUGUAUGGAGCGCCCUCCCUGUACCACAAAAGACUAUUUCCAGAUCCACACUAGAUGUGAUGAAGAAGGAAAGACACAGAUCAUGUACAAGUGGAUAGAGCCCAAAAUCUGCCGAGAGGAUCUUACAGAUGCUAUUAGGUUGCCCCCUUCUGGAGAGAAGAAGGAUUGUCCGCCUUGCAACCCAGGAUUUUAUAACAAUGGUUCAUCAUCUUGCCAUCCCUGCCCCCCUGGAACGUUUUCAGAUGGAACAAAGGAAUGUAGACCAUGUCCAGCUGGAACAGAGCCUGCACUUGGAUUUGAAUAUAAAUGGUGGAAUGUCCUUCCUGGUAACAUGAAAACUUCCUGCUUCAAUGUUGGGAAUUCAAAGUGUGAUGGAAUGAAUGGUUGGGAAGUAGCUGGUGAUCAUAUCCAGAGUGGGGCUGGAGGUUCUGAUAAUGAUUAUCUGAUUUUAAACUUGCAUAUCCCAGGAUUUAAACCUCCAACAUCUAUGACUGGAGCCAUGGGUUCUGAACUAGGAAGGAUAACAUUUGUGUUUGAGACACUCUGUUCUGCAGACUGUAUUCUAUACUUCAUGGUGGAUAUUAAUAGAAAAAGUACCAAUGUGGUGGAAUCAUGGGGUGGAACCAAAGAGAAACAAGCUUAUACUCACAUCAUCUUUAAGAAUGCAACACUGACAUUUACAUGGGCUUUCCAAAGAACUAAUCAGGGUCAAGAUAAUAGACGGUUCAUCAAUGAUGUGGUGAAGAUUUAUUCUAUCACAGCCACUAAUGCAGUUGAUGGGGUGGCAUCCUCAUGCCGUGCCUGUGCCCUUGGUUUUGAACAGUCGGGCUCAUCGUGUGUCCCCUGCCCCCCAGGCCAUUACAUUGAGAAAAAAAACAACCAGUGCAAAGAGUGUCCAUCAGAUACCUACCUAUCCAUACAUCAGGUCUAUGGCAAGGAGGCUUGUAUUCCAUGUGGGCCCGGGAGUAGAAGCACUCAGGAUCAUUCAGUCUGCUAUAGUGACUGCUUUUUCUACCAUGAGACGGAUAAUCAGAGUUUGCACUAUGACUUCAGUAACCUUAGUAGCGUAGGAUCAUUAAUGAACGGCCCCAGCUUUACUUCCAAAGGAACAAAAUACUUCCAUUUCUUCAAUAUCAGUUUAUGUGGGCAUGAGGGUAAGAAGAUGGCUCUUUGUACCAAUAAUAUCACAGAUUUUACAGUAAAGGAAAUGGUAUCAGGGUCCGAUGAUUACACAAAUUUGGUAGGAGCAUUUGUAUGUCAGUCCACCAUUAUUCCUUCUGAAAGUAAGGGCUUCAGAGCAGCCUUAUCAUCACAAUCCAUCAUUUUGGCGGAUAUAUUUUUAGGAGUAACAGUUGAAGCUACACUGCAAAAUAUUAAUAUAAAAGAAGAUAUGUUUCCAGCUCCCCCAAACCAAACACCAGAUGUGCAUUUCUUUUAUAAGUCUUCAACAGCAACAACAUCUUGUGUUAAUGGCCGAUCAACUGCUGUGAAAAUGAGAUGUAAUCCUGCUAAACCAGGGGCAGGAAUGAUUUCAGUCCCCAGCAAGUGCCCAGCAGGCACCUGUGAUGGCUGUACUUUCUUUUUCCUUUGGGAGAGCGCUGAAGCUUGCCCUCUAUGCACAGAGCAUGACUUCCAUGAGAUUGAGGGGGCCUGUAAGAGAGGACUUCAGGAAACCUUAUAUGUAUGGAAUGAACCUAAAUGGUGCAUUAAAGGAAUUUCUUUGCCUGAGAAAAAGUUGUCAACCUGUGAAACAGUUGAUUUUUGGCUAAAAGUGGGUGCUGGUGUAGGAGCUUUCACAGCUGUUUUGCUGGUGGCUCUAACUUGUUACUUCUGGAAAAAGAAUCAAAAACUAGAGUACAAAUACUCCAAAUUAGUAAUGACAACCAACUCAAAAGAAUGUGAACUCCCAGCUGCAGACAGUUGUGCUAUUAUGGAAGGAGAAGAUAAUGAAGAAGAAGUUGUAUAUUCAAAUAAACAGUCAUUACUAAGAAAACUCAAAUCCUUGGCAACAAAGGAAAAAGAAGACCAUUUCGAAUCUGUUCAGCUGAAAUCUUCAAGAUCCCCAAAUAUAUGAAAAGACAGUGCUAUAACCUUCAGACUAAUGAAACAAAAACAAAAACACCUGCCCUCUAGUUUUACAGGACCAUAGUUUAGAGCAUGUCCUCUUACCUGGCACAUUGGUGAUCUCACAGAGGAGGACCAUGCUACUGAAAAGGGAAGGAGGUUGAAAUGUUUCGUUGCCUUAUCACAUGGUCAAGUUUCUUGCCAAAAUUAGGAAAGCAAUUGCUUGGGUCUCAACUGAAGAAGAAGCUCAACUCAGGAAGAGAUUUGCUGUAUAUAUGUGUAACUGAAAACCCAUCAGUGCAUUGCCAAUGCAUGUCAUAUACUUAAUGGGUAACUUCUGUUCUUUAUAAUUUCAACAUAAAAGGUGUGCUUGGAGAUACAAUGUGAGCUUCUGUGCAUUGUGAUUCAUCUAUGUCUAUAUUUGGGGAAAGAUUUGGAAACAGUUUUAAGCUAUACUUUUCUUUUCCAUUAUUUAUUUUUCCUGAAAGACCUUAAAGCAUCUUUUCUAUUAAAAUGGUGAACAAAGAAA
Messenger RNA from Suncus etruscus (white-toothed pygmy shrew), 3698 nucleotides. RefSeq names its product endosome-lysosome associated apoptosis and autophagy regulator family member 2 (gene ELAPOR2). Bases 90 to 3179 code for a protein of 1029 amino acids. The record is from RefSeq and is a predicted model, not a curated record. Gene Ontology annotation, biological process: positive regulation of BMP signaling pathway. The transcript is spliced from 22 exons. Lineage: Eukaryota; Metazoa; Chordata; Mammalia; Eulipotyphla; Soricidae.